UUCUGUUGUCGAACCCAUCUACCUUCGUCGUCAUGGCAGCGGUGGCUGAUGGCUACGUCCAAACUGAAGCGCUACCUCCUGUGCUAGUGCUACAUGCUACGGAGGCAGCACCAUCCACGCUACAGUUCCUACCCACAGGAAGCAACGGAUCCCAUGUAGGCCACGACAACAGCAUCAACGGCGGUGGGACUGCAGCCAACUCGGACGCAGAGCAGUCGAGCGACCCUGAACCCGACAAAGAGCAAGACUACGAAAACGACAUGGAUGUAAACGACGAGAACGCGACGCCCGACGACGAUGCCCAGGCCAGCGGCGGUGAUCGCAAGCCGCGUCGCGAACUACCCCCUGCAACCGUCAAGAUCCUCAAAGACUGGAUGCUAUCCACGGAACACAUCAAGCAUCCGUACCCCACGGACGACGACAAGAAGAAGUUGCUCGAGACCACCGGCAUCAACAUGAAGCAGCUCACGAACUGGUUCACAAACGCCCGUAAGCGCAUUUGGAAGCCCAUGAUGCGCCGCGAGCAUUCCCGUCAACUCCAGACGUCGCUUGACAUCGAAGCCUCGUCUGGUACCGCUGCGUUGCCCGUUGCUACCGAUUCCACGGCAUCCUACUCGUACCCGAUUCCUCUCUUCGUUCAUGCACCUAACCAAAUACAUGUCUAGGCAACCACCAUAUGACAACCACCACCACCACCACCACCACCGUGGCUACAACGAGUUUGCAUAUGACCAAGGCCAUCACUCCCCACAUCCCAUGAUGGAGCGGCGGUUGUCGAUGCCGUCAUCCUCUGCCGAGUUUGACCCCCGACACCAUCCACAGGUCCAGCACCAUCACACACCGUCAAUGCGUCGCCACCAGCACCCCCUCGCGUCCAUCUCGACCCCAGGAGGGUACCAUGGCCACCAGGCGUACCCGACCCCAUCGACGGCCCCAAUGUCGCCUUACGCCCUUCCCCGCAUGCUUCCUCCUUCGUCUUCAUUCUUCCCACCUCGAUGCAGCCGCAGCGCGUCCGAGUCUGUGGCCCAUCGCCACGCGCCUCCGUUGUUUGCCAUGCCCACUUCCCGAUCGUCCACCCAACAACAACCCCCCCCGCCGCCUAUUCCCGCUCGACUCGAACGCACCAAAGAUGCGCCGUCCCCACCCCAGAAACGAACCCGCCCGUCGUCGACUGGAGACGCGGAAAACGUCGAUGAUCCAGGCAAGGACACCACCACUAAGCGCCUUCGUCGCAGUGCGCUGUUACCUCCCCAUGUCAUCAAGAUCCUCAAGGACUGGAUGCUAUCGCCAGAGCAUGUCGAGCACCCGUACCCGACAGAUUUGGAGAAGAAGCAGCUGUGCGACGAAACGGGCUUGGAUUUGUGCCAAUUGAACAACUGGUUUGCCAACAACCGCAAGCGAUUGUGGAAGCCCACCAUGGCGAAUCGGUCCAAAGCAUUGUACACGAACGAGAACAUUCGGAAUCUCAUUUACAAGACGGACCACAACUCGGCGGCUUCGUCGUCCCACCCACCUCCUGCAUCGCACCACCCAGCCAACUACCAGACUGCCACGUCAGUCAACAGUGUCACAGGGUUCAAGUCGGAACGAACGUUCCGCGUGAAUGCAAACCUAGCUCGACCCCCCGUGGGAGGACCGGACUCUGUUCCGUCGUCGUUCACGUCGUCGCAGAGGUAUCCGUUCCCACGGGCCCCAGUGUCACAGGUCACGGGCAUGGCCCCUCGAGAAGGGAGGUCGCACACGCUGGACAUGGGGCACUUUCGCCGAAAUCGCAUGAACUUUCAAGAUGUGCUCAAUGCAACCCCAUCGCCUUCAGACUGGAACAACCAUCAUCCAGAUGGAAGCUUUAUGCGACGAGGUAGCGGCGGCGGAGGAACGAUGACGUUGCCGUCCCUGCACACAUCGUCGUCAGCGGCAGCAGCUGGAUUUCAUGGAGUAAAUAACUAGACAUAUAUUGUGCUUUCGAGUGAAAUUUCAUUGUGUUGUGGCGUAUGAAUUUAAAUCGAUUUGAUUGGCUACCUCAGAUGAGCUCAACAUUAUUAGCCAAUCAAAACCUUCUCAAUGA
Messenger RNA from Aphanomyces astaci, 2065 nucleotides. RefSeq lists its product as hypothetical. Lineage: Eukaryota; Oomycota; Saprolegniomycetes; Saprolegniales; Verrucalvaceae. Gene Ontology annotation, molecular function: DNA binding. The record is from RefSeq and is a predicted model, not a curated record. Bases 640 to 1947 code for a protein of 435 amino acids. Gene Ontology annotation, biological process: regulation of DNA-templated transcription. The transcript is spliced from 4 exons.